Molecule: messenger RNA, 2623 nt
Organism: Sinocyclocheilus grahami
Lineage: Eukaryota; Metazoa; Chordata; Actinopteri; Cypriniformes; Cyprinidae
Gene: guk1a
Product: guanylate kinase 1a
Exons: 8
Coding region: 705-1337 (210 amino acids)
Biological process (GO): purine nucleotide metabolic process
Cellular component (GO): cytosol
Molecular function (GO): GMP kinase activity
Source: RefSeq, a predicted model, not a curated record
CUGCAUUUACGCUACAAACUUUAUUCAGCAAAGAGGCAUGUUUAGCCCAGAAGACAAUCUGGCAUCAUGGAUGAGUAAUAUCUUUACAGAAAUGCCAUCAAGCUACACAACUACUCGCUAUUAGCGUUCUGAAUAGCUUUAGCAAGCCUGUUGGCACAAACCAGUUGCAUGCGCUCUAAUCGGCGAUUAUGAAUUAAUUAAAGUGUGUACAGUGCAAAAUAAGUGUGCUUGUAUGAAUAUAAUCGCAUAUUUGGGAAUCGUUUUACACAGUAUUCGUGUAGACUGGGUUGCUAGCCGCGGCUAGUUAGAGCUGCUAGCGCCAUACUCACCUAAAUAGUUCUCUCUCUGUGUUUAUCCCCCUUCACAUCGUCCCAGUUGAACUGGUCCUGACCCCCCCUCCAGAUCUCGAUGAGCCAAACAUGGCUUCUGCUCAUGCAGACACACUGAAAGAUGUUAUACACACACGCGCGCAGCACAACAACCAGGCCUUGGGUUUCCACAACAUCCGGGAACCCGCCUGCUUUUAUAUCAUACAUUAACAUGAAGCGCUUUUCAAUCACUGCAAACACUCGGGCGUCGACCGCGUUCUGAAGAUGUGCGUCGCCUUCAGAUGACGCGCCAGUAAAGGCUCUCACGCGAGAGAGGAAGAUUAUAGGCGAAGAGAGAGAGACAUUCUCCCCGGAUUUGAUCACUUGCUUUCCCCGAUGCAUGUCAGGUUUAUCUCCAGGGUUUUGUCAGCGAUGGCUGGACCGAGGCCUGUGGUGAUGAGCGGACCGUCUGGAGCUGGCAAAAGCACUCUGCUGAAGAAGCUGCUCAAGGAGUUUGAUGGCGUAUUUGGCUUCAGCGUUUCCCAUACGACGCGGAGCCCCCGUCCAGGAGAGGAGGACGGCAAAGAUUAUCAUUACGUUACCAGGGAAGUGAUGCAGGCGGACGUAGCUAAGGGUGAAUUUCUCGAGAAUGCGGAAUUUUCAGGGAACAUGUAUGGAACAAGUAAAGCAGCUGUACAGGCCGUCCAGGCCCAAAAUUUGAUUUGCAUUUUGGACAUUGACAUGCAGGGAGUGAAGAACAUCAAGAGAACCGAUCUCAACCCCAUCUAUGUGUCCAUCCAGCCUCCGUCGAUGCAAACCCUGGAAAAACGCUUAAGGGAUAGAAAAACGGAAUCUGAGGAAAGCCUACAGAAACGUUUACAUGCAGCCAAAGUUGACAUGGAAAUAAGUAAAGAGCCAGGUUUAUUUGAUGUGCUGAUUAUCAAUGAUGACCUCGACUUAGCAUAUGGGAAAUUAAAAGAUGCUCUUCUUGAGGAAAUCCAGAAGGUCAGAGACACCAACAAUUCCUAGACGAGAGCACACCUGCUAACCACAGCGACCUUCAAACCUCAACAUUCCACCCAGGAAAGACUUUCUGAGGUUCAGUCGAUACUCCCAACACCGCUGAACGUCAAACAUUUAUACAUUACUAUACGGUGCAGGCUCAAAUGAUAUAUUCUGAGUUUAUUUCAUGACCACGUACGUUACGUAAUUCCUGGGCUAAAGGUCAGAAACAUGAAGAUUCAACCAAGAAACACUCUGAAAGUCCUUGUUUUUGAAAAGUUUGUUUUGAUUUUUGAACGAUGGAAGAGACGGUGCAUAAUACAGAUUUUAUAUAUCCAUCUAGCACGUUCACUAAUUUAUUGGGGGUUUUUUCUAUGCUGAUAUUUUAUUAUAACUCAUUCUUUGCGGUUGCAAACACAACGCAGCUUUCCAUUCGCAACAUUUUAACAUUCAGAGCUAUUAUCUGCACAUACGAGCAGCGUGUCGCACCUGCUUUCACUCAGAUAUAAUUGCAUCUGAACGUCUGACAAGUCGAGGAAAGCCUGGUUUCUUAACUAAUACCUAAUUCUUAAAUGAUGGAAAUGUUUGCGUCUCAUCAUGUUCCGCGUGCACAUUACAUGCACAUUACUCGGAAUCAGAUUACGCUUUGUAAAUUUCACUUUAAUAUGUUUACCAGCUUUGAAAGUUUUAUAGAGUUCAAAGCCGAUGCAGGCUUUGUUUCAGACUCUGUUUUUUAGCGCAAGGCAGCUUAUAAACACAGCCACAAGUCUCUUAGUAGGUUUAGGAGACUAAACUAGACUUGAUGCUUUUAGUCUUAUACAGCUGAUCUUUAGUAGAUCGUUCCAGUAGUUCUGAUCUAUUCCUGUUAAUAUUAAAUGUGACCAUCAAAUAAUACAUCAUUUUAAACUGAAAUUAUAGAUUACAUGCACAAUUCAUUUUUUCUUCUUACCGAAUUUUACCUAAAUUCUUAUUAUAAUAAAUGUAACAAAACAAUGGAUUGGGUCGUUUGACCCACUGAUAGUAUAAAAAGUGAUUUCACAUGAUAAAAUACUCAAAAAUGUGAAAUCAUGAGCUAAAUGGAGGUUUCAGUCCACCUGGUAUGUAUAAAAGUUUUAAAAUGGGCUCUUGUGUUUUUCUAUUGAGCGCACACACACGUUUAUAUUUGUUUCUCCCAACCUUCAAAGUACUGUAUGUUACUCAUUGUCCAUUGAGUGUGAAAAAGAUGUAAUAUAAUAACUUGUGAUGUACAGACCUACAAAUGAAACAUGAAGUUUAUCAAAAUGGAACAAAGUUUUUCCUAAAAUGGCACAAUU